Drosophila takahashii is the source of this 1311-nucleotide messenger RNA. RefSeq lists its product as uncharacterized. NCBI's taxonomy places the organism in Eukaryota, Metazoa, Arthropoda, Insecta, Diptera, Drosophilidae. The record is from RefSeq and is a predicted model, not a curated record.
CUGUUGCUAUAGUUGGCUGAGUGGAAAGUGUCGGAAAAGUUGUCUCAUCCCAAUUUGCAUUCUAGAAAAUAGAGAGGGAGAGUAAGAUCGAGCGUAUACGUAAUACGAAUACCUUACGUAUAAGCAUCAAAAUGCUUUCUCGUAGGGAGUGCGAGAAAAUAUUGGAAAAUGCGCUGGACAGUGCAGGAAAAACCAAAUUAUUAGACUAUCAUUUGGUUAGAGAUCUGAGUGCUAUCGGCUAUCUAGGGGACUACUAUGCACUGACUCUGAGGUAUUGCUAUGAGGAUGAAAUUCAACUCGUAAGGGAAAUUCAACUCUUUGUAAAAGCUAUGCCCCAGCAAAGUGCCGAGUUAGCUAAAGAGGACAUUUUCCAAAAAGAGUCCUGGCUCUACGAUACUCUCCUAAAACAAAUGCAAACAUUUUCCAACAUAAAAUGGAGUGCUGAUUGCAUUUACACCCGAAAUAAUUUAAUGGUUCUGGAGGACAUUAAACUGAAGGGCUUCAGAGCAGCCGGGUCCGCAGGAUUCAAUGAGGUUCUGAUGCAGCAACUGAUUAAAUCGGUUGCAGCAUUCCAUGCAGCAAGUUUGGUCUACGAACAUCAAACUAAAACCAAUAUAGGACAGGCAUAUGGUGAUCAUUUGCUGGAAAUCACUGUAGCCUCGGAAAUAGCCUGGUUCACCACAGGACUCUCGGCUGUCCUGGCUGCUGUUCGAAGUCUUCCCCAAUAUCAGGGUAAUAGGGAAUUAUCUUUUAUAGAUAACCAACUUUUAAACAUAAUGGAGAAAAUCUAUGAGCAGGCAGCUCCCUCAAAAAAGUACAGGAACGUCCUUUGCCAUCGUGAUCUUUGGGCGGGUAAUAUUUUCUUUCCUCCGGAAAGCACUGGACCAGCUUUGCUAAUUGAUUUUCAGACCUGCCGCUACACUCCCCCAGCAUCGGACCUCAAUUUUUGUCUUUACAUGAAUUUAAGUUCAGGAAAACGAAAGCUGAUUGAAAAUAAAUGCAUUGAUUUGUACCAAAAAUAUUUGGUGCAAAAUCUCACAGACUUUGACCUUGAGGAUCUAGCGAUUUCGAAAUCAGAGCUGACCGAAUCCUACGAAGAGUUCCGUUUAUUUGGAGUGGUCUACAGAGCUGUGGCCGCCACGGUGGUCAAGGUUCCCACGGAAUUUGUUACGAACGAUUUCAAGUAUGUGGAUCGCAGCAAAGUGAUCCUAUCUUAUAUGAAAGCGAACCAAGAGUUCGGGUCCUACAUGGAGGAGUGUUGUGUGGAUGUCAUGGAAAUGGCCUUGGCCAGGGCAAACAUGUGAGGAAAUC